AUGAUGUUUAAUAUAAAUAAUUCGGAAAAUGAGAUUCCGAGCGAUGCUACGAUUAAUGACACAAAUUCUGGCAUGGGUCGAUCCGUGAGUAGUGCUCGUUUUCAAAUAGCUAAAGUGUCUAAUAAUAAUACAAAUACGGAAAAUUCAUUGGGCAAAGCAAUUAGUAUACCCAAUAGUUUAUCACAAACAGUUGGAAGAACUUCAAUUUCAAAUACUACCAAUAUAAAAAUUUUCGUUGGAGAUGACGCGAAUGAAAGUGGUAGUACGUCAUCUGUUCUGCCGCGAACAACAGACAUCAAUACUAAUUGUACAUCAACUGAAGAUGAAAAUAAAGAAAUAUGUUCAUAUGAUACAAUUGAUGCUUUGCCACAUGUUGAUCAUUAUAGAAAUUUAUUUUCCAUAACGUCACCUGAACCAAAAAGUCGACCGACACUUGAAGCAUUACAUGAAACAGCUAGUGCAUCAGGAAGAUUUAGAUUAGGAUCAACAAUUGAUUUAAAUUCUGAAUUGUUAAGCACGUUAACACCACAAAUAGAUCAACUAUCACAAUUAGACGUCAGACCGAAGAUUGACGUUGUUAAAUUCGGAUGGAUCAUUGGUGUUUUUAUUCGGUGUGUUUUAAACAUAUUUGGUGUUAUGCUUUUUCUUCGUUUAUCUUGGGUGACUGGUCAAGCGGGUCUUGGUUUAGCGGCAAUAAUUGUUCUUACUUCAACGGCAGUAACUGUUCUAACUGGUCUAUCAAUGAGUGCUAUUUGCACGAAUGGUGAAGUUAAAGGUGGUGGAACAUAUUAUUUAAUAUCGCGUAGUCUUGGUCCAGAAUUUGGUGGUGCUAUUGGUUUAGUUUUUUCAUUUGCUAAUGCAGUAGCAGCUGCAAUGUAUACUAUUGGUUUUGCUGAAACAAUUCGUGAUCUUCUUAAAGAAAAUAAUGUGAAAAUAUUAGGAACUGUUGCUGAUGGAGAAUCUGUUAAUAUUGUUCGAAUAAUUGGUGUUAUUACAAUAACAAUAAUAUUGGGUAUUGCAUUGAUUGGUAUGCGUGGUGAAACAGUUGUACAAAUAAUAUUACUUAUAGCAUUGUCAGCAUCGUUAUUGAACUUUUUUAUUGGUUCUCUUUUACCAGUGACAGAAUAUAAACGACGUCAUGGUUUUGAAGGAUAUUCAUGGAAAGUCAUCAAAGAAAAUUUCGGACCAAGAUUUGCAAAUGGUGAAUCAUUCCAACAUGUUUUUGGUGUUUUUUUUCCUUCAGUCACAGGAAUUCUUGCUGGCGCAAAUAUUUCCGGAAAUUUAAAAAAUCCAUCAAAAGCCAUUCCACUGGGUACUAAUGCUGCAAUUGUUCUUACUUCAUCUGUUUAUUUUAUUUUUUGUAUUAUAUCGGGAUGUACAACACGCCGAGAUGUAACGCUGGAUUAUUAUGAACGAAGUAAUGGAAGUGUGAUACAGAUAAUUAAUUGUUCAUCAAAUACAGACGAUUUAGAUUGUAAAUCAGGUUUAAUUUAUAAUUAUCAAACCAUGCGAAUGAUAUCUGCAUUUGGUCCGAUUAUUACGGCGGGCAUUUUUGCUGCAACAUUAUCAAGUGCUUUAGCAAGUCUUGUUGGUGCACCUAAAAUAUUUCAAGCUGUUUGUCGUGAUAUGAUAUUUCCUAGUUUGAAAUAUUUUUCAGCUGGUAGCGGAAAAUCCGAUGAGCCACAUCGAGCCUAUUUCCUAACAUAUUUCAUUGCUGUCUUAUUUACCGCAAUAGGACAACUAAAUCAUGUUGCACCAAUUAUUUCAAAUUUUUUUCUUAUGACAUAUGCUCUAGUUAACUAUUCAUGUUUUGACGCUUCAUUAGCUAAGGCAAGUGGUUGGAGACCUGCUUUUCGAUAUUAUAAUAAAUGGUUAGCAUUGGUCGGUGCAUUAUUGUGCGUAGGAAUCAUGUUUAUUAUCAACUGGUACACAGCUUUAAUAACACUAGUUAUUAGUGGUGGCAUCUUUCUGUAUGUUCGAACAACAAAACCAGAAGUCAAUUGGGGUUCGUCGGUCGAAGCUCAUACAUAUCGACGAGCACUUGAUGCAACAUUAAAAUUAGAAGGUGUACAAGAACACGUAAAAAAUUUUCGACCGCAAAUGUUAGUUUUAACUGGAAACCCGGUGGCUCGGCCAGCACUAGUUGAUCUCGGAUCAUUGGUCUCUCAUGGAUAUAGUCUAAUGAUUUGCGGUCAUGUUAUUUUGGAUGACCCAUUAGUAAAUAUAAAAAUAUCUGACCAAAAAGAAAAUGGUGAAGCAUGGUUAAAGAAACGAAAUGCAAAAGCGUUUUAUCAAACUAUUAUUGCACCAACUAUUCGGCAUGGUACAAUUGCAUUGUUACAAUGCGUGGGCGUUGGUAAAAUGCGUCCAAAUGUAGUAUUUCUUGGUUUUAAAAAUGACUGGCUAACAAAACCACAAUCAACGGUCGAUUAUUUUAAUAUACUACAUGAUGCACUUGAUCUUAAUUAUGGCGUUGGAAUUUUACGUCUUCAAAGUGGACUUGAUUUUACUGACUUUUUCGGACAAGAUUUACCAGGAGAUCAAGAUGAUGAUGAUGACAAUGAAGAUAGUGUUGAUGAAGAAAAACCUGAAGAAUUUGUUUCUUCAAGUCCAUUGCGUCGUAAUUCGAAGUGUUCACAACCACGUCAAUCAAAUGUUGGAAUGUUAAAAAAUACAAUAUUAAAUAAAGGUGCUUUAAUAACAAUGAACGUUUUUCAUUCUAAACAUUCGUUAUCAACGAUAAUUGAUGUUUGGUGGUUAUUUGAUGAUGGUGGUUUGACAUUAUUGUUACCGUAUCUGUUACGAAGACGAAAACGAUGGCGUCAUUCUCAAUUUCGUAUAUUUUCAUGUGUAUCCGGUGAAAAUGUUGAUGCUGAAAAACAGCAUUUAGCGAUGGCGUCAUUGUUAAAAAAAUUUCGAAUAAAUUAUACAGAUUUACAUGUUCUUCAUGGUCUUAAUAAGACACCAAAUGAACAUGAAUCAGAAAGAUUUAAUCAAAUUUUACAAACAUGGAAUCAAAAUGAAGAUAAAUAUCGUAUAACUGAUAGUGAAUACGAAGCAAAUAAAGAAAAGAUGAGACGUGGCUUAAAAUUACAUGAAUAUUUAUUAGAAUAUAGUUCAAAAUCUACACUUAUUGUUCUUACAUUACCAAUUCCACGUAAGCAAUUGAUAUCGGCUGGCUUAUAUCUUGCUUAUUUAGAUGCCAUUAGUUAUAACUUACCACCAGUUUUAUUUUUACGUGGUAAUCAGAAAAAUGUUCUUACUUAUUAUUCGUAG
This is a messenger RNA of Rotaria socialis, 3276 nucleotides long. NCBI's taxonomy places the organism in Eukaryota, Metazoa, Rotifera, Eurotatoria, Philodinida, Philodinidae. The record is from the annotation of a GenBank genome assembly.